AAUUAGGAGAGGAUGUUCGCCGAGUCGAAGGAAUUUGCAAUGAAAGCAUCGACAACUGGUUGUCCAUUUAUGAAAAUUUUCUUUGGUUUUCUUGCGUUUUCAACAUCCUUCUCUAAAGCACAAUCAAUAGAAGAUGACUUUCCACCUUUUAAUGCAAGCUUAGUGAGACCAAACGUUUAUCUAAGAAUGACAUAUCAGACCACAGUACCUAUGUUACUUUCUUGCUUAACCUUGGAAGAUAUCGAUGGCUAUGUAAAGGUUCAUACAGAUGAUACAAAGAUUGCAACAGUAGCCCCAAAUCAUGUGAAUGUCAGUUGUCAGAAUGAACCAUUUAAAAUGGUAAAUCUAACUGUUCGUGGAGUUUUUAUUGGAAGAACAAGAUUGAGAGUGAAAACGUACAACAUUUCGAAUAUCGAACAAGGGGAACAUAAUAUUCCUGUAGUUAUUAUGGUACCCAAUAGAAUGCUAACUGGAAUCUUUAUUGUUUGUGUUAUAUUCUUUAUGCUACUCUUAAAUUUCGGAUUUGGAUGUAAGUUAGAAGUAGAUGUUAUAAAAGAGAUUAUUAAGAAACCUAUACCUCCGUUGAUAGGAUUUUUAUGUCAAUCUGCUCUUAUGCCAUUAAUCGGUUUAGCUCUAUCAAAGGCAAUGAGAAUGAGUAAUGAUAUUGGUUUCGGAAUAUUGGUAUUAGCGGCGUCUCCUGGUGGUGGUGGUAGUAACGUUUGGACUUUAAUGUUGGGUGGGGACUUAAAUUUAAGUUUAUGUAUGACCUUCUUCAGUAAAAUCGCUGCACUCUUUAUGAUGCCUUUUUGGUUGUUUGUUCUUGGACGAAUGUACGAAUACGAGUCUGCAAAUAUACCAUUUAGAAGCAUUGCUACUGGUUUAGUGACUCUUAUCGUACCAGUUUUACUUGGUUUGGCUUUGAGAAAGUGUAAACCAAGCGCUGGAGAAUUUGUUAUAAAAUGCCUUAAGCCUCUGGCUUUAAUAUUUGUCAUAUUUGUCAUUGUAUUUGGCAGUAUAACAAAUAAGUAUAUUUAUCAAAUGUGGGGAAUGCAUUGGUACCUGGUUCCUGGAUCAUUACUCUGCAUAUAUUUUGGUUAUACUCUCGGCUAUCUAAUAGCCAGGUUAACACGACAAGGGCACAGAAAAGCUCUUACCAUUGCUAUAGAAACGGGAGUUCAAGAUACUGGUAUCGCAAUAGUUCUCCUUCAAGGUGCAUUCAAAUUUCCAAUGGGAGAUUUAGCAGCGUCCGUUCCAAUGACAGCAGCGCUGUUUACCCCUGUUCCUCUACUCUGUAUUCUAAUAGGAAUGCGUAUAAGAUAUUGCUGUCAAGAAGGUAGAUGCGUCUUACGACCUCAAAACGCAGUUGAUUCUGAAAAAGUCGAUAUUGAGAAAAAGAGUCCUGAAUGUGCAAUAAGCACAAUAGAUAUAGAUGAUAAUUAUAAAUUAGAAAAGAAGGAAGAUCCUCAGGAAUUAUAUACUAUAAAAUUGUAAUGUAUCAAUGCAAAUAUUCUUAACUAUUUAUUAAAUAUAAAAAUCAUAUUUUCUACUUAUGAAUCACAGAAACUAGUAGUUUAAAUGGUAAUUUCAUU
This is a messenger RNA of Dimorphilus gyrociliatus, 1589 nucleotides long. Lineage: Eukaryota; Metazoa; Annelida; Polychaeta; Dinophilidae. The record is from the annotation of a GenBank genome assembly.